This is a messenger RNA of Bipolaris sorokiniana ND90Pr, 318 nucleotides long. RefSeq lists its product as uncharacterized. The annotation marks the transcript as partial. The record is from RefSeq and is a predicted model, not a curated record. Gene Ontology annotation, molecular function: protein binding. The transcript has a single exon. NCBI's taxonomy places the organism in Eukaryota, Fungi, Ascomycota, Dothideomycetes, Pleosporales, Pleosporaceae.
GUGCUACUCAACGCAGGUGCUGAUGUUAAUGCACAGGGCGGAGAGUAUGGAAAUGCACUGCAAGCAGCUUCACGAUGGGGCGACGAGCAGAUAGUCCAGGUGCUACUCAACGCAGGUGCUGAUGUUAAUGCACAGGGCGGAAAGUAUGGAAACGCACUACAAGCAGCUUCAGCUAGAGGCCACGAGCAGAUAGUCCAGGUGCUACUCAACGCAGGUGCUGAUGUUAAUGCACAGGGCGGAAAGUAUGGAAAUGCACUACAAGCAGCCUCAGCUAGAGGCCACGAGCAGACAGUCCAGAUGCUACUCGAUGCAGGCGCG